AUGGAACUUUGGAUGCUCUUCGGCUUUUGUCUGUAUCUCGUUGCAACGACGGCGAAAUCGUCAGGAGCAAAAACCUGUCACCGUGGAUUAAGACGACAACUUUGCAGGAGAAUAAUAAGCGUAGAGAUAAACGUGAAACUGCACGUGCAGAUCGUGCAUCGCGAGGAAUCGCAUUAUAGAUUCUGUAAGAAUUCACUUUCUAAUGUCUCUGCACGAUUUUCAAUAUUCAUAUAUGCAGCGGUUCGGUCCGUUGCAUCGUUCAAUGAUACUGAUGCACUGCACUGCAUCCACAUAUGUAAAAAUAUAUUUAUGGGGCGUUCCACGCCAAACCGUAUACGUUUCAUUAAAUUUCACCAUGAAAAUUACCAGGAGGCCAAAUCUCCUGACUCACAAUUCGACGAAAAUUCGGACUCCGAAGGACAGGAUUCAGCGUUUUUUGACACCCAACCGGGUCUAAAAGACCAAGAAAUUUCUGCAGAAGCCCGAAGACCAAGUCUUGUAGACCCCGAAGUCGCUGAUCAACUAGAAGGAAACGGAUGGCUAGACGUAAUUCCCGGGACGCCUGGAAAGGACUAUCCAAACUACGAUGGUAUUCCCGAAACCUCCUUCACGUGCCAGGGCAAAACACCCGGAGGCUAUUAUGCCGAUAUUGAGGCACGCUGUCAGGUUUUCCACGUCUGUAACACCGAUGGUAAAAAAAGUUCCUUCAUCUGUCCAAGCGGCAGUAUAUUCAACCAGAAAUACUUGGUCUGCGAUUGGUGGUACGAUUUCGAGUGCGAUGACGCUACGGAUCUUUACUCGCUAAACGAAAAGGUGAACCGAGGAGGCACAGGAUCGGGUCCUUCAGGACCAGGCAGGACCACGCAGGAGGUUAUCGAGCCCCUGAACCUGCAGGAGGGAAAUUUUGUGGCCGAGGGUUUCGAGCUAUCGCUUGCCGGAACCGGCGAAGGGGGUCCAGGAUACGCGAGGAAUGGAAAGAGUCGAGGAUUCCAGAGCAACGUGGAGGAAGAGGAGAAGAAUGCGGGGAAAUUGGCUUCCGGUAAGGAGGCGGAAGGACGCGAUGGAAGGAAACCAGCCGCUUCGUCUUCUCCGGAUAAAGAUCGGCAAUUCCAAGCGGGAGAAAAUUCUCGGGGUAAUUAUCGGGCCGGAAACGCGGUCGAGGAGCCUCAGAGGGCGGCGGGGAAUCCUCAUUUCCGGAACGGACGUCACGGCGAGGAAUCGAACGGAUUCAGCGAAAACCUUAACGACGUCUCUUAUGAUAAUAAUCAGCCUCGAGGAAGCCGGUUAGAAGAGCGACGCGUUCGCCAGAGGAACCGGAAGUUCGGGGAAAAGCGGUUGGAUCGUGAAAGAAACGAGGAUAACGAUAACCCCGUGGAUUUCGACAAGGAGGAUCAAAGAGGGGGAGAAAAUUUUGAACCUGCGUCAGAGUUUGGUCUCCAUAAAACGGAAGUUGUCGGUCAAAAUAUCCGCCAAAAUUAUCCGCGAAAGAAUUCUUCGGACAGAGUUCGGAAACCGGAAGGAAAAAAUCAACAGAAUGAUUAUCUACUUGGUAUUGUUCAGGACGAAGGCAAGACCGGAAAUUCACAAGCUAAUUAUAAUCAGCCGAGAAGAUAUGUGCCGAUUUUAUAA
Messenger RNA from Diprion similis, 1629 nucleotides. RefSeq lists its product as uncharacterized. The record is from RefSeq and is a predicted model, not a curated record. The transcript has 5 exons. Lineage: Eukaryota; Metazoa; Arthropoda; Insecta; Hymenoptera; Diprionidae. Gene Ontology annotation, molecular function: chitin binding. Gene Ontology annotation, cellular component: extracellular region. Bases 1 to 1629 code for a protein of 542 amino acids.